This is a messenger RNA of Austrofundulus limnaeus, 3602 nucleotides long. RefSeq names its product androgen receptor. NCBI's taxonomy places the organism in Eukaryota, Metazoa, Chordata, Actinopteri, Cyprinodontiformes, Rivulidae. Gene Ontology annotation, biological process: regulation of DNA-templated transcription. The coding region runs from base 488 to 2539 and encodes 683 amino acids. The transcript is spliced from 9 exons. The record is from RefSeq and is a predicted model, not a curated record. Gene Ontology annotation, molecular function: zinc ion binding; DNA-binding transcription factor activity; sequence-specific DNA binding.
AUCUAAUCGUUGGCUGUUCUCGCGAGAUCCUUUUUUUUCCCCUCGUGGAUCUAAACGACUGGAGGGCGAGCGGACCCGCUCUGUUCUCAAUUUGACAGAAGUUGCAUUCGGGGCUGGGCGCAGUGAGUGCGCAGUUGUUGUUCAGCAAAGUUCAAAGUCCUCCUCUGUCUCUGUAUCAGUUCCAGUCGAGGUUAAUUUUAGUUGUCCACUCUGUGCGCAGCACGACGCUUAGGACGAGUGGGGGGGAAAAUGGUUACUUUGUGAAGAAGAAGAUAAAAAAAAAAGUUCUGCAGCUCUCUUCAUUCGUGGAUCAGGUCGACGGGACGUCCCUUCCCCUCUGCAACGUCGUCGACUGAUCUGAGUUCUCCCUCCGCUGAGACGCAUGAGUGGAGUCUCGUUGAGGAGGCGCUUGCUCGCCAGGGGGAAAGGGUUUUCUUCGCUCUCCGCGCGCUGCCUCUGAUCUGAAACAGCCAAGGACGCGCAGGAGAUGGCCUUUCGCACGAGCCUGUCCGGCAGAGAGGAGACGKCUCUGAUCAUGACGGAGAGGGACGCGGCGGACACCUACGCGUGUCCGACGAUCGAGCUGAGCCGAGCCGUGUCGGUGUCGCUGGGUUUGGACUCGGUGUCGUCUCCGCUCGGGAGCAUGAACCCCGGCGGCGGCUGCGCCUUCGCGGACUGCGACCCCACCGCCCGCGGAGCGCCCGACCCGUUGGGACCGCCCGGAAGCCUGACCACGGGGGGAGGAGGCAGGCUCGUCCCGGCUGACAGCAGCCUCAGGGAGGACGACUUCGGAGAGGUGUGCCAGGGCAUGCGGCAGGUGAGCUGCAUGGAUCUGUUCCGAUCCGGAGACGUGGUGGACGGCGCGCAGACCGCCGUGACGCGCGGCUCGGUCAUCUCCAGAUACGUCUGCAAGGGGUCCAGCGUGUUCGGGGAGGUCCCCGCCGCCACCCAGGUGACCGAGGUCGUGGCUCUGAAGCCGUACUCGGCUUACUCCGCCGACUCCAGCUUGUACAGAGACGCCCAGGGAACCGUCUGGUGCGCAAACGAGCGCGCGUACGGCGAGCCGCGCCGAUCCGACGCACCUGGCGUCCUGUGCAAAUACUGUAACUGCGCGCAGACCACCACCUUCGGGUCCAGACAAGUCUGUAACUGCUUGUGGUACAGGCGAGGGGCCGAGCCGGGGGGCAAAGGGACCAUGCAAGCGGCGGCGGCGGCGCAGGCGUACGGCCAAGUGGAAAGUUACCCAGACGCGAACCCUCAAGGGCAAACCACUUUUUCCUCCGUCAAGACCGAGCCUUCAGUUUGGGUGGACUGCACGGAUCGCAGUUUCAGACAUGGGGAUUUUUUCCCUGGUGUGUACCUGUCAGAGAGGAGAGUGUGUCAGGUGUGCGGUGAUGACGCGUCAGGUUGUCACUAUGGAGCGGUCACCUGCGGCAGCUGCAAAGUGUUCUUCAAGAGGGCCGCUGCAGGUAAGCAGAACCACCUGUGCGCCAGCCGGAACGACUGCACCAUCGACAAGCUGAGGCGGAAAAACUGUGCCUCCUGCCGCUUAAAGAGAUGCUUCAUGUCAGGGAUGAGCUUAAAAGGCCGCAGGCUGAAGGGAGCCGGACAGACGAGAAGCGGAGAGGAGGAGCUGCCGCAGCCUGCCACCGCCUGGGGCCAUGGAGACAGAGAGGAGAGGGCAGGGAACAGGGAUGUUGUCAUGGAGGCUGGAAGUGCUGCAGCCAGGGCUCAAGGUGGACAUCAGUUCCUGCCUGUUGGGAUCCCCCCAACCCUGCGCUCCUGCCUGUCCCUGCUCAGCGUCCUUCAGUCCAUCGAGCCCAACGUGGUCAAUGCCGGACACGACCCUGCCCAACCGGACAGCUCCGCGUCGCUGCUCACCAGCCUCAACGAGCUCGGGGAACGGCAGCUGGUAACGGUGGUGCGCUGGGCCAAGGCCAUUCCAGGGUUCCGUGACCUGUAUGUGAACGAUCAGAUGUCAGUGAUUCAGCUGUCGUGGAUGGGGGUGAUGGUGUUUGCUCUGGGCUGGAGGACCUACACACUUACUAACUGCUCCAUGCUGUAUUUCGCUCCAGACCUGGUCUUCAAUGACCAGCGGAUGCAAGUGUCCAGUAUGUACGAGCACUGCCUGAGGAUGAAGCUGCUCGCCCAGAGGUUCUGCAAGCUGGAGGUUACCGAGGAGGAGUUCCUCUGCAUGAAGGCCCUGGUCCUCUUCAGCAUCAUGCCAGUGGAGGGCCUGAAGAGCCAGCAUUGUUUUGACGAACUGCGGACCUCCUACAUCAAGGAGCUGGACCGCUUGGCCAGCAACCACGGCGAGACCACCCGGACGCAGAGGCUGUUUCAGCUCACGCAACUGCUGGACUACCUCCAGUCGAUUGUCAGGAAGCUGCACCAAUUCACCUACGAUCUCUUCAUCCAAGCCCAGUCCUUGCAGACGCGCGUGAACUUCCCAGAGAUGAUCUCCGAGAUCGUCAGCGUCCACGUGCCCAAGAUCCUGUCAGGCAUGGUGAAGCCCAUCCUUUUCCACGACACGGCCUGAGCUCCUCCACCCCUCCUCCCUUUCACGUCACGAGCUCCGACGCCCAAGAAGGUGCGCGUCCAGGAGAGCUGAAACAGGCAGGCAAUGCUUCUGGGAUGUUUUUUAUUAUUAUUAUUAUUAUUAUGAAGUGAAAGAAGCGACAUAAGCUGUGACAGAAGGUGAGGUCUUUCUUCCAGCGUAUUGUAAAAAGUAACCACAUCCACUCUGCUCUUCUUGCCGCCUGCUCACUACAAGUACAUCUUUUUUUUUUUACAUAUAUAUAUAAUUUUUGGUAGCCGAUUAAAAAAAACACAAAAAAACAACAACGCAUGCAUUCCGUCACUCGAGCCAAUGAGAGCCAGCGUGUAGACGACUUCAGCUCCUCUUACUGUUUCCUGUCAGCCGAGACAUAAAGACAGUAGUGAGAAAAACACGUUUGCAGAGUUCACAUCCUCCAAUCGUUUUUUUUUCUUUGUGUGCUGUAGUCUGACAUCUGAACUAGCUUUUUCCACAAUGAGCUUUAUUGUGUGCACCUGAGCUGAAAAAAAAAAACCUGUUUGAUUGACAGUUAAUAAUAAGCAGUUGUAACUUGCAUGCUGUCUCGCCUGAAGGCAUAGAAAACAUUUUUUUAAAAAGCUCUUCUCACAUUUUUGAAAAGUUUUUUUUUUAACAACCUUCCUAAUUGUUUCAUUAUGUGUUCCUGUUCGGUGUGUUCAAUUAAACAUCUUUAAAGUGACGGCAGCACAGCUACGUUUGAAUGUAUAUUUAUGAAUUUCUGACAUUGGGAUAAAAUAUUUGCACCAGCAAACAGCAGAGAAAGUGAAUGAACUAAAAUUUCAAAAAAAUGCCGUGACUUGCUCGUCAGCUAAAACAACGGUUGACUUUCUUAAAAAGAACAAACAAAAGAAAAGUUUCUGAGUGCCAAACAAGUACAGUUUUUAUCAAAGUGGAUAUUUCAUACUGUUGUGUAACUUUUCUACAGUUUUCCUAAAGGUGUUCUUUUUGCAAGUGCUUCUCCUGUGUGCCACCGUGGAUUCGUUGUAGCUUACGACACUUUUGCUAAGCAUUAAAUGUUCGGCCAAGA